GGGUGUCGCUCCCUGACUCCGGCUUGCGUGCUUCAUUCACUCCCGGGGCCUGCAGGAGGACCGUGGGCUUGGCAGAGGGCUUAGAUGGUGGAAUAGCAUCACAUAGCGCUGCGACGAAGAGCAGAAGGUGUCGGCAGCCACUUGCCUGGCAAACCAUACAGAAUGUUCUCCCGAUUAAGAAUAGCUUCCGCUCCCUGCGUGUUGGCCUGUCGCAGAGUACAUACAAAAGAAAAAGGCAAGGUCUUGAUGCUGAACCCGAGAACAAAUAAGGGCAUGGCUUUCACGUUAAAAGAACGUCAAAUGCUUGGCCUCCAGGGACUUCUACCUCCAAAGUUUGAGACGCAAGACAUCCAAGCCUUACGGUUUCACAGGAACGUGGCAAAAAUGACCGACCCUUUGGAAAAAUACAUCUAUGUGAUGGGCAUGCAGGAAAGAAACGAGAAGCUGUUCUACAGGGUAUUGCAAGAUGAUAUUGAGCAAUUAAUGCCAAUUGUUUAUACACCAACAGUAGGCUUAGCGUGUUCCCAGUAUGGACAUAUCUUUAGGAGGCCAAAAGGAUUAUUCAUUGCCAUAACAGAUAGGGGCCAUAUCAGAUCAGUUGUGAAUAACUGGCCAGAAAACGAUGUGAAGGCUGUUGUCGUCACAGAUGGAGAACGGAUAUUGGGCCUUGGUGAUCUGGGUGUGUAUGGGAUGGGGAUUCCUGUUGGCAAGCUCUGCUUAUACACAGCAUGUGCUGGAAUACAACCCGACAAGUGCCUCCCUGUGUGUAUCGAUGUCGGCACAGACAAUCAGACGCUUCUGCAUGACCCGUUUUAUAUGGGGCUUUACCAGAAGCGAGACCGCUCUCAGCUGUACGAUGAACUCAUCGACGAGUUCAUGGAAGCCAUUGUAGACAGGUACGGCCAAAACACCCUCAUUCAGUUUGAAGACUUUGGAAACCACAACGCUUUCCGCUUUUUGAGGAAAUACAGAGAGAAAUAUUGUACCUUCAAUGAUGAUAUACAGGGGACAGCUUCGGUGGCCUUAGCUGGGUUGUUGGCGGCGCAGAAAGUUCUUGGUAAACCAAUUACAGAGCACCAGAUCUUGUUCCUUGGUGCAGGAGAGGCUGCCCUUGGAAUUGCAAAUCUCAUCGUCAUGGCUAUGGUGGAAAGCGGUCUUUCUCCGGAAGAAGCUUAUAAGAAAAUAUGGAUGUUCGACAAAUACGGCUUAUUGGUUCAGGGUCGGGAACAAACAGUCGACGCCAACCAAGAGUCCUUUACUCACGCAGCCCCAGACCAGGUGCCAAAGACCUUCUUAGAAGCAGUGAAUGUGCUUCAGCCUUCAGCUAUCAUUGGGGUCGCAGGCGCAGGCCGACUCUUCUCCCACGACGUUCUCAAAGCGAUGGGCUCCAUCAACCAGAGACCGAUCAUAUUUGCACUGAGUAACCCUACUGCGAAAGCCGAGUGCACCGCUGAGGAGGCAUACACAUUAACAGAGGGGCGUUGUCUGUUCGCAAGCGGCAGCCCUUUUGAGCCAGUGAAGCUGAGUGAUGGGCGAUCCUUCAAACCUGGACAAGGAAACAAUGCAUACAUAUUUCCAGGCGUUGCUCUUGCUGUUAUUCUCAGUGGGGUUCGGCACAUUAGCGAUCAAGUUUUCCUGGAGGCUGCAAAGGCGUUAACAGAGCAGCUGACUGAGGAAGAACUUGCUGAGGGACGGCUUUAUCCUCCUCUUGCAAACAUCCGGGAGGUUUCCAUUAACAUUGCCGUUAAAGUUAUGGAAUUUUUGUAUGCCAACAACAUGGCGUUCCAUUACCCUGAGCCUGCAGACAAGAACAAGCACAUACGGUCGAGGAUCUGGAACUACAAGUAUGAAUCGUUUCUGCCGGAUUUGUAUGAUUGGCCAGAAUCUACGGCGCACCCACCCAAAACACAGUGACUCACCAAAGGGGGCAUGUUCCUCAGGUGGCACCUGAAAUUCUGCAGGGAAUCUCUUUCCAGAACAGAUUUAAAACCAGGAACAUUUUGAGACUUUGAUUUUUUUCAACAACGGCAAAAGUAUUUUUAAGCCUUGCCCCGUAAUAAUUGCCUGGAUUGCUCCUGGUGUAGAUGUUCCUUCUGACGAUUUGCAUUCCAAUGGAUGGAAGUGACUUAUCUGGAACCAAGAUACAAAAACUUAUACUGAUUUUUUAAAAUAAAAAAUUCACUUUUACAGUCCUCAGGGUGACUUAACCAUAUACAGGAAAUCCUUAAUUAUCUUGUCAUUCCUGUUAUAUAGACCCAGUUUAUAUAUUUAGUGGUAGAGCUUCUUCUGAGCUGCCUCACUUCAGACUGCAAAUGAUCUUCUUUAUCUAUAUUGGAAACGAAUAAACUCACCGAGUGUAGAAAAUGAGCAUGUCAGAAAGAUUCGGCCUAGCCUUCUGGCAUGUGCUGCUUUUCUGCUUGCACAGAACUUGUUUUUGAUGGAGAAAACAUUCAAACAGGGAACCUUCCAGCAUCUUAAAGUGGUACAGCGCAGAAAUGGUUUUACCUCUUGAUCCUGCUGCAUGCAUUAACUGGGCCUUAAGCUGGCUACCAAAUCUCUUCAUCCCUUUUUGUACUCUGCUUGCCUAUUUUAUAUGUGGCCUGAUGGCCCUUGCAGUUGUCUGAUGUGCUGAGCUUUGUGGCCUCAAUUGAGCAAUGUCAGAUUUUAGGACGGGCUACCAGCUUCCUUUGCAGGUAAACAUGGCGAGUUGUCUGUUCUGAGCUUUGAGUAAGCAACUUUGCCCUUCUUAGCUCUGCUACAAAAACAAAAAGAAGAACAACCUUGCCAGCAAGCAUGGUUUUAGAGUGCUUCCACAUGGCAGUUUAUUGUGAAGUCUGUGUUGUUCACAAAUGCAGCAUCCACACAAUGUCACAAUGCCUCCCAUAUUAUUUUCCAGUUUAAAAAUCCAGAAAAUCUUCCAGAAAACCCAACAAGUAACACCCUCCUCGCAAAAAAAACCCCAGACAAUCAAACUGGCUUAAAUGCAGUGGGCUAAAUUAUGGGGUGGCAUUUUGAUGAGGAUGAUGUUUCAGGGAUGCAGCAAAAAACUUUUAUGCGUGAACAGCACAGAGUCCACAGUGUGAAAGUGACCUAAGUCUCUUGAAUCUAUACUAGGGGUGUGAGAACCUUUGACCCUCUAGAUGUUGCUGAACUGGAACUCCCAUCAUCCCUGGCCAUUGGCCAUGCUUGCUGGGGCUGAUGGGAGUUGGAGUUCAGCAACAUCUGGAGGGCCAAAGGUUCUACACCCUGCGUACCAGUGUUGGCUUCUACAAUGUUCCAAUUUUGCCUUUUCAAAGUUUUUCUCUGCGGGGUGCUUACACUCCGUAGCCCCAAAUCCUGGCCCUCCAGUGCAUCCUCAGAGCUCUGUCCCAAUGGCAUCGGCAUCGGGGUGGUCUUCCCAUAUUUAAAUUUCAGCCUCCUGUACAGGUCAUUCCCAGUUCGCAUGGAAAUUCUGCAUUCGAAAACGCAUACACUCCCAAACUUUGGAUGGAGGCAUGCAUUUAGGAAUUAGCUUCAACUGGCUUUAUUUUACAACAUAAUAGCAAGAACUGUGCCUCUUAAAACAAGGGGCAGUUUCAGUGUGGGCUUCACCAGUGCUAAGCUGCAUUUUGACCUGACCAGAUGCAAGGCUUGCGUUUGGCAUGCAACGUGGUCAGUGAGCAGUCCGGCCACGGCUUCCACCCGACUGAGCCACCCUUAACUAUAGAUCCGCUAUGUGUACAGCUGUUGCAAAACUGAUUUUCCAACUGAUUGUACAUUUAGUACAAAGACUUAUUUGGUGCCUGGCUGUGUGGUUUUUUUAAUCUCUUGAAUGAGUUGCUACCUAAAAUAGUGGUGACCGUGGGAAAUGGGGAGUGGGCAUUGUUCCCUGUUUACUACGGAGAAACUUCUUCCGAUAAGCACCAGGCGACAGCAGCUCUAGUUUUAAACAGACUUGGGAAACGGAUUAGGAUUUCUUGACCGCCUCAUUUUGUGUAGAAGCAACAAUGAGAUAUCGGGGUUUAUAUCUGGCACUCCACACUCGCUGUCCUUAAUGGCUCUUCUGCCUGCCAAAAGGGAUGGAAGACAUUUGCGAUGAAAGAAAUUAAACCAAUCAAGCGUACGGGGUACAUUUCUGAACAGAUUUAAUUCAAAUGUUCUCAGCAGACUGAUGAGCUGCCGGACAAGCAUCACUUAGUAUUAGAUUGGCAUUAUGCUAAUGUCUUCUCUGCCAUUUCCCCUACUUCACCUCUUUGCAUAAUUUUUUGUCUCCCAAGAUGAUUGCAUGCUCAUACAGCAAAGAGAUGAUUUUUUUGCACCAGCAAAGGUUGUGAUUACAAAAAGCGUAAUUUACCAGAGUUUGCACAAGCUCCAGUAAAUUCAUUGGAGCUGUGCAAGCCAGCUACUGUUCUUUGGGUAAAGUCUCCUGAAUUUCACUGAGGUGUGUGGACUGUUCCUGCAGCAGUGCUUAUGCCACACUUCUCAACAGAAAGCAGAACAGAAUGGCCCUUUUCUCCUAAACACACCCUCAAGGCUUUAAGAGUUGGAUCAUACAUACGGUAUAUGAACAGCCCAGUGUGUCUUGGACACACAGAACAUUCAAAGGAGUAUUUUAAGGGUGUUUUCCAUGCUACAGUUUUAAGAUACAGGAGCACUCGCAUAGUUUGAAACUGUCUUCCCACUGUCCUUCAUAGGCAUAGCUAGGUUAAUGCAAUUGGGCACAUAAUUUGCUAGAUUCUAGAGGUAGUUGUGUGGUCAGACUUGGAUCCAAGUACACAAGCUUUGACAGAAUGUAUUUAGUCUGAGAGAUGGUCCAGCUAAUGUUUCCCUUCUUCCCAUGUUGCUCUUGUGAGAACUGAGUUUACACAACUAUCAGACUCUGGUGAUGCAUCUGUCGCUGGAUUGCACCUUCUUCAGACUCCAGGUGGGGAUUGCGUGCUUAAACGUUCCCCAGAAUAAAAAGCAAGAGCGCAUUGUGCACAUGCAAAACUAACAUGUCAAGGAGAAAGUUGCUUUGAACCAACCUUCCCUUUAUACUAGUUCUGUGGCGUGCAGGAAGGUGUUUUAAAAAAUAAAAUAAAAUAGGGAUAUUCAGAUAUUUAUUUGCCCCCCUCAAGUGUGAAGUGGUAGUCUGGGAACAGGUGAAUCUUGUGUUUGCUGAGCGUAGUUCAAUUCCGAUCCAAUCAGUCUUCCUCCUCCAGGGAUGUGAGCCUUCCAUUCAAGUCAACCUUUGCAAGAUUCUUGACGAAUACCAUUUAAAAAAAUAGUAGAAGUAAAACAACAUGUGAAAAACAAGGCACUAUAAUGUAGCUGUGAGCGUAAGUUUCUCUUGUGCUAUUGGCAAAAACAACAAUGGGGUGUCGGCAAUGCUAUUUAAAAGUGUGUCUUAGUUGUAAUGUAUUUUUUUGUGGGAGGGGUUGCACACAAAAUAGCAUCACCUGGCACCUCUUUUAGAAGGGAUUCCCCCUCCCCUUUGUUUGCCUUAUAACAUGGCUUCAUCAUUGCACUUCCCCACUUCCUAACCCUUGUUUUCUUUUUAGCGACGUUUAUUUAUUCUGUAAGUCGUUUUUAACAAAUCUGUUUUAAUGAUUGCUCUUGCGGCUUUGUGCAUGAAGAUUGCUUUUCCAUGAGUGCGACAAAAGCUUAAAUGCUGCUUUAGAGGGACUGAAAGCAAAUCUUCAGAAAAGGGUUCGUUGUGUAUUUGUACAUCUUGUUAGCUUGGAAUUCUUUUUUGAGACGUGAAACUCGUGUUUGGAAAACUUGACCUGUGUCUCUCCUUAGCUGUCCAGUGUCAGUGAAGGUGCUGUUUACACAACAGCCUGAACCCAUGAUGCCCUUUUGGGUCUGCGUAACAGCCACUAUUUAUUGAACUCAGCCCGGAUCUGCUUUAGGCACAUGCCACCAGAAAUGUGACAGAAGCUACAUUUUUGGAGAUGUGCCGAAACCCAAUGUGGUCUGAAUUUAAAGGGAACAUAUGCAUGUGUACACGAUGAUUUAUACAACAGGAAAUCUCUAUUGACUGCCAUGUACUGGUUGGGCUCCUGGAUUUGGCCCUGAAACCAUGUACUGUAUACAGAAACAGGGACAGUUUUCUUAUGGCUCAAGUGGGGAAACCCUUUCAUUUUUCUGGCUCCUCUGCAUGAGGAAUCUUGAUGGGAAAUAAGAAACCCCAACUCUCUCUGGUAGCCCAAAAUGUCCCAAGCGGAGCAUAAAAGUAAGGCAAUUUUAGUUCCAUCAGCUGUUGUGUCUUGCAUAAAUGCUGUUUGGGCUGUUUCUAAAGCAAAUCAAACACCUUUGUGGGAGCAAUUCUUGCCUAGUCAAAAUACAAAUCCUCAGGAUGAACCUUUUUCCAGAAUAUGGUUUAUUGCGAAGUAGUCUGUGUGGCUUAAAAAUGAACAAACACUGUGUUUAAAAAUGUGGGUUUAUUUUUCUCCUUUGGUAAUACUGUAACUGUACUGAGAUAAUGUGUUAUGGUCUUCUAUUUUCAUAGUAAAAGCCGUCCCUUUUGCCUA
Messenger RNA from Podarcis muralis (Common wall lizard), 6491 nucleotides. It is a transcript of the gene ME2, whose product is annotated as malic enzyme 2. Gene Ontology annotation, cellular component: mitochondrion. The record is from RefSeq and is a predicted model, not a curated record. Gene Ontology annotation, biological process: malate metabolic process; pyruvate metabolic process. Lineage: Eukaryota; Metazoa; Chordata; Lepidosauria; Squamata; Lacertidae. Gene Ontology annotation, molecular function: malate dehydrogenase (decarboxylating) (NADP+) activity; NAD binding.